AUGCUCCACGACGGUGUCCACCCGUUCGGGAGCGGCCCGCGCGCCGACGCAGCCGCGCGCGAUGCCGCCGCCGGCACCUCCUGGGCGGGGGGUGCCUCCGACGAAAUCUCGGCCGCCGUGCGCGCAGGCGGCGACGCGGACGCGGGCAUGGCGGUCGCAGGGGCGCUGGCGCGCGAGGCGCAGGUCAUCGACAAGGGUGACGGAGAUGGCAUCGACUUGGACAUGGACGUGUUGGGCGACCACGACAGUCAAGAUCAGCCCGAGCACUUCCGGGUGCUCCAGGAGAAGCAGGAGGACCGGACUGGUACAACUACGACAUCUAUGCCCGCGUCUGCAUGCUCUACGGAUCCUGCCACUUCCUGUAUGCGGUGA
Messenger RNA from Prorocentrum cordatum, 372 nucleotides. NCBI's taxonomy places the organism in Eukaryota, Dinophyceae, Prorocentrales, Prorocentraceae. The record is from the annotation of a GenBank genome assembly.